AGUGGCCAGCUUUGGGUCCGCCGCCCUUUCAGUUUCGGGCUCGUUCUGAGGUGAGAGCAGAGCGGAAGAACCGGGGCCGAGGCGCCGGGAGCUGUAGGCCCCUCUGGGGGCUGUGCAGGUGUACUGACUUUUCUCUUUGGAAUUAAAAGAUGUCUCUAAACCCACCUCUGUCUUUCAAAGAAGACAAAGAUAGUAAAUCAGAAUUACAGAACAUUUCUUUAACUAAAGAAGAUCCCCUUCAAAACUUGUGCUUAGCAUCUCAGGAAGUUCUCCAAAAAGCCCAGCAGAGUGGUAGAGCCAAAUGUCUCAAAUGUGGAGGCUCAAGAAUGUUCUACUGCUACACGUGUUAUAUUCCAGUUGAAACUGUCCCAGUUGAACAGAUUCCAUUUGUGAAGCUUCCAUUGAAGAUUGAUAUCAUUAAACAUCCUCAUGAGACAGAUGGCAAAAGUACUGCAGCACAUGCUAAACUCUUAGCACCUGAAGAUGUGAAUCUUUACACAUAUCCUUGCAUUCCAGAAUAUGAAGAAAGGAAGCAUGAAAUUGUACUUGUUUUUCCUGGUCCCAAUUCUGUCUCAAUAGAAGAUAUUUCCCUUCAUUUGCAUAAACACAGUCCAAAUAAUGUUUUAUGUAGUAGCGAAAAUGACAGACCUGAAAAACUACCCAAUAAGCGCCAAAAAAUGGAAGUAGAAGAGAAUGGAGAUACAAAGGACAGCAGCAAGAGGGACAACACUCUGCUGAAGAAAGUUGUAUUUAUAGAUAGUACCUGGAACCAGACUCACAAAAUAAUUGCUGAUGAACGACUUCAAGGAUUGUUACAAGUUGAGUUGAAAACACGGAAAACUUGCUUUUGGCGCCAUCAGAAAGGAAAACCAGAUACUUUCCUUUCCACAAUUGAAGCUAUUUACUAUUUUUUGGUAGAUUACCACACUGCUAUUUUAAAAGAGAAGUACAAAGGACAAUAUGACAACCUUAUGUUUUUUUAUUCGUUUAUGUACCAAUUGAUUAAAAAUGCCAAGAGUUCUGCAGGAAAGCAGCAAGAAAAUAGUACUAUUAAUUUGUGAACAUAAUAAUUUAUUAAAUUUUGUAAUUGUCAUGUUUGAUAAACUUGUAAUAAACAUUGUGUUCUGUUUUUUUACUGCUUACAAAAUCUAAACCUAACUGUGCUUAGAAUAAUGGUUACCAGACAAACAAGAAUGGAGAAUAGCUGUUAAAAAAUAAAUUUUUUUAUAAGUA
Molecule: messenger RNA, 1233 nt
Organism: Antechinus flavipes (yellow-footed antechinus)
Lineage: Eukaryota; Metazoa; Chordata; Mammalia; Dasyuromorphia; Dasyuridae
Gene: DTWD1
Product: DTW domain containing 1
Exons: 5
Coding region: 150-1061 (303 amino acids)
Biological process (GO): tRNA modification
Cellular component (GO): nucleus
Molecular function (GO): tRNA-uridine aminocarboxypropyltransferase activity
Source: RefSeq, a predicted model, not a curated record